Messenger RNA from Arabidopsis arenosa, 2026 nucleotides. The record is from the annotation of a GenBank genome assembly. NCBI's taxonomy places the organism in Eukaryota, Viridiplantae, Streptophyta, Magnoliopsida, Brassicales, Brassicaceae.
UACGCUACGGAAGGAUUUAGGAUCUGUUCGCAGCUUCCGUUUCAAAGCUAAAUCCAAACAAUAAAAGAAGAUAAUCAAAACAAGAUUAUUCAAAAUCGGAUUAUCUUCUUUCUUCAUCGUUUUUUUCCCCGUGAGAAGUUUUCGUUUUUGAAUUAGGGUUUUUGGAGAAUUCUUCUCUUCUUCUGCUGCAAAAGGUUUUCACAAGAUAUGGGUGGCUCUGUUGGUGAAGAAACUGAGCCAGAAUGGAUUAAGAGAGUGAAACUAGAGGGUGCUGUUCCGUGUCUUAAGCCAGACAACUGCCAAAAUGGUUGGACUACGCCAUCUCCUGACACAUUUAUGGUUAGAGGACCAAAGUAUUUCUCUGACAAUGUUAAAGUUCCUGCUGGUGAUUUCCUUCUAAAGCCUCUGGGUUUUGAUUGGAUCAAAGGUCCUACAAAGCUUUCUGAGAUCCUGAGUUAUCCGAGCAGCCGAAUCAGGAAAGUUAUCGAUGAGGAGUUUCAGACCGAUGGAACUAAGCCUUUUGUAUGGGCAUUCAAUCUCCAGCUUCCUCACAAAGACAAUUACAGUGCUGUGGCUUACUUUGUUGCCACAGAGCCUAUCCUUGAAGGCUCCCUGAUGGAUCGGUUUCUAAAAGGAGAUGAUGGGUUCAAAAAAUCAAGGCUUAAACUGAUUGCAAACAUUGUCAAAGGCCCUUGGAUCGUAAGAAAAGCUGUUGGAGAGCAAGCAAUAUGUGUGAUUGGACGUGCACUGUCUUGCAAAUAUGUUUCAGGAGAAAACUUUGUGGAGAUUGAUGUUGAUAUCGGUUCUUCAAUGGUCGCUAGCGCCAUUGUUCAUCUCGCAUUUGGUUACGUCACAACAUUGACCGUUGAUCUUGUGUUCCUCAUUGAGAGUCAGACGGAAGCAGAGCUUCCAGAAAAGCUACUAGGAGCUGUGAGAUUCUCUGAGCUGCAGACCGAGUCAGCCAAGUUUAUCGAACUGAGCACCAGUAAUGAGCGGUGGGAUCAAACUACCUCAGAGCGGUCGAGCUGGUGGAAAUCGAUUGGUAAUGGAUUCUCUAAUCUGCUUAACCAAGAUACAGCCAACAUGAACAACACUUCUCAUGGGGAAAUCCAGAACCAGAAGGAUGAACAUUGUGAUGUGUGUGAGAAAGCUCCGGCGACGGUGAUAUGUUGUGCCGACGAAGCUGCUCUCUGUCCUCAAUGCGACGUCGAGAUUCAUGCCGCUAACAAACUCGCUAGCAAGCACCAACGUCUUCAUCUUAAUUCUCUCUCCACCAAAUUCCCUCGUUGCGAUAUCUGCCAAGAGAAGGCAGCUUUCAUUUUCUGUGUAGAGGAUAGAGCUCUGCUUUGCAGGGACUGCGAUGAAUCCAUCCACGUUGCUAAUUCUCGAUCUGCUAAUCACCAGAGGUUCUUAGCCACUGGGAUCAAAGUAGCUCUGACCUCAACUAGCUGCAAUAAAGAAAUGGAGAAGAACCAACCUGAGCCUUCCAACAACCAACAGAAACCUAAUCAGAUUCCUGCUAAAUCCCCAAGCCAGCAGCAACAACCUUCUUCUGCUACUCCUCUUCCGUGGGCUGUUGACGAUUUCUUCCACUUCUCUGAUAUCGAAUCCACUGAUAAGAAAGGACAGCUUGAUCUCGGGGCAGGGGAGUUGGAUUGGUUUUCAGACAUGGGAUUCUUCGGUGAUCAGAUUAAUCACAAGGCUCUUCCUGCAGCUGAAGUUCCUGAGCUUUCUGUUUCGCAUUUAGGUCAUGUUCAUUCAUACAAACCCAUGAAGUCGAAUGUUUCCUACAAGAAGCCGAGGUACGAGAUCAGAGAUGAUGAUGAUGAUGAGGAGCACUUCAUUGUCCCUGAUCUUGGCUAAAAAGCUAUAUGUAAGCUAUGUGUAGACAUUCUUCAAUGUAAAAGAACAAACAAAACCUAUCUGCAUAAGGAUGAUGUGUGGAGUCAAUGUCAUAUACAUUUUUAGUUUUGUCGUAAGUUGUGUAAGAUAUGUUGAGAGCUUAUAAUAAAUGUCUGUGUGUUGA